This is a messenger RNA of Funneliformis caledonium, 213 nucleotides long. The record is from the annotation of a GenBank genome assembly. Lineage: Eukaryota; Fungi; Glomeromycota; Glomeromycetes; Glomerales; Glomeraceae.
AUGGGCGACCGGGCAAAACAAAUUUUAUACGAAACAGACUGGACAAAUGAAACCAAUGAAAUUGACUACAAUUUUAAUGCUGAAAUUGAUAUUAACGAUGACGGUAAUAAUUAUCUAAUAGACUUUUUAAUGGACGAAAUACGACCUGAGGACUUCAAUGAAGAGGGUGAAUCAUUCACGAUUACGUCUCAAGGAACUUAUUCAACUGACUGA